CAAUAUAUGAAUGACAUUUCGGUAGCUAAAUCAACUUCACAUGUGUUAUUCAAAUAAAUUUUUGGUGGAAGCCAGCAUGCUCACAGUAAAUUACGGGCAAAAUAUCUCGAAUUAUCAUCAAAAUAUUUCAAUUACGGCGAGUCCACAAGCCAAAACAUUCCAUAUGCAAAAACCGUGUUUUGACUGAAAUCGAACGAAAAGUUGUUGAACAUGUCCAAAGUAACAAAACGUAAACAUGUGAUGAAAGAAAUGCAAACAGAUGAUUUCGAUCCGCCCGGACCGAAUCAGCAAAUUGUGCGAAUCCUAGGAAGCCGAGGCAACAACUUGCACGAAGUUGAAUCGGCCGAACCAAUACCAAACAAUGGCAACGCGACCAAUGAUGAUGCGGCUGAAACGAACACCGAUCGUUUCUUGAUUUCAAUGCCGACCAAAUUCCGGAAAAAUGUUUGGGUGAAACGAGGUGACUAUGUCAUUGUGGAGCCAAUCGAUGAAGGCGACAAAGUAAAGGCUGAAAUCGUACGAAUUUUAACGCCGCAGCACAUCAAAGAGUUCACCAAAGAUGGCAUCUGGCCCGAGAAGUUCACAACAAAAAACGACGACAGCGAAGUAAGGAGCGAAGCCGUUAAUAGCUCAGAAGAUGAUGAUGACGAUUUGUUUCGAAACACAAAUCGUUCGCAUCAACACAUCGAAUCCGACGAGGAGGAAUCAUCCGGAGAUGAAACCAGUAGCGAAGAAGAGAGUGAUUGAAUGAAUGAAUACAAAAUGAAAUUUGUUUACCUUUUAUCUACUCUUAAAGACUCAAAUUCCAGCUGAUUCGUAAUGACCCAAUUCACUUUGGUCAUACAUCUGCAACUGGCUGUCGUUGUAAUUCUAAUAAAGAUAUUUGCGUUAAGUACACCAUAAACAAACAAAA
Messenger RNA from Sitodiplosis mosellana (orange wheat blossom midge), 913 nucleotides. Its product is annotated as probable RNA-binding protein EIF1AD. The transcript has 2 exons. Gene Ontology annotation, cellular component: nucleus. Gene Ontology annotation, molecular function: RNA binding; translation initiation factor activity. Bases 211 to 747 code for a protein of 178 amino acids. Gene Ontology annotation, biological process: translational initiation. Lineage: Eukaryota; Metazoa; Arthropoda; Insecta; Diptera; Cecidomyiidae. The record is from RefSeq and is a predicted model, not a curated record.